This is a messenger RNA of Cuculus canorus (common cuckoo), 4873 nucleotides long. It is a transcript of the gene TRPC4AP, whose product is annotated as transient receptor potential cation channel subfamily C member 4 associated protein. Gene Ontology annotation, biological process: ubiquitin-dependent protein catabolic process. The record is from RefSeq and is a predicted model, not a curated record. The transcript is spliced from 19 exons. Gene Ontology annotation, cellular component: Cul4A-RING E3 ubiquitin ligase complex. Lineage: Eukaryota; Metazoa; Chordata; Aves; Cuculiformes; Cuculidae. The coding region runs from base 39 to 2387 and encodes 782 amino acids. Gene Ontology annotation, molecular function: phosphatase binding.
CGCUUCCUGUUUGUCUUCGGCCGAGCCGAGGAGCGGCCAUGGCGGCGGCGGGAGGAGGAGGAGGAGGAAGCGGCGACCCUGGGCCCGGCGGGGGCGGCCGCCGCGGGCCCCGAACGGUGCCCACCAAUAUCCUGGCGCAGCUGCGGCACGGGCAGCUCAGCGGCUGCGGCCUCACGCGGGGGGCGCAGAUCACAGAGGCCUUGUUAAAGGAAAGAGAUAAACAAGCAAAAUGGAAUGGGAUUCCCUUACUGCUACAAAAGCUGUAUGAACAUAGUCACCCAAACAGCGAUUUCUCCCAGUGCCAAAGCAUCUUAAAGGAAAUUUCUCCACUUCUUUCAAUGGAAGCCAUGGCAUUUGUUACAGAAGAUAGAAAAGCUGCUCAAGAGUCCACUUUCCCGAAUACGUACACAUUUGACUUAUUUGGAGGUGUUGAUCUUUUAGUAGAAAUUCUCAUGAGGCCAACUCUUAUUACACAGAAAAAGAAGCAGAAAAUAAGCGAUGACCUCAUCAAGGACUGUUUAAGCAUACUGUACAAUACCUGUAUAUGUACGGAAGGAGUCACAAGGCGACUGGCAGAAAGAAACGACUUUGUCUUGUUCCUGUUUACACUGAUGACAAACAAAAAGACAUUCCUACAAACUGCAACGCUCAUUGAAGAUAUCCUGGGAGUUAAAAAGGAAAUGAUACAACUGGAUGAUAUUCCCAAUCUUGCAAGCCUUGUGUCCAGUUUUGAUCAGCAGCAGCUUGCAACCUUCUGCAGGAUCCUUGCUGUCACAAUUUCUGAACUUGACACGGGAAGCGAUGAUAAGCACACGCUGCUGGCCAAGAAUGCCCAGCAGAAAAGAAACCUGGGUCCUUCUCGAGCUGAAAUUAAUCAAGCUACACUUCUGAAUAUUCCAGGCUUCAUCGAGCGAUUGUGCAAACUGGCAACACGAAAAGUGUCUGAAACAACAGGUACUUCCAGCUUCCUCCAGGAGUUGGAAGAAUGGUACACCUGGCUGGACAAUGCUCUGGUACUUGAUGCGCUGAUGAGAGUGGCAAAUGAGGAGGCGGAGCAGAGCAGUACAGAGUCUUCGGAUGAAAGUGGGUUGGCCAACACCUCAACACGAACGCAGCUUCCACAGUCCAUGAAGAUCAUGCAUGAGAUCAUGUAUAAACUGGAGGUGUUGUACGUUCUCUGUGUGCUGCUCAUGGGGAGACAGAGGAACCAGGUUCAUAAAAUGAUAGCAGAGUUCAGACUGAUUCCUGGCCUCAAUAACUUAUUUGACAAACUGAUCUGGAGAAAGCAUUCUACAUCAAUCCUCGUUCUGCAUGGACACAAUCAAAAUUGUGACUGUAGCCCAGACAUUACUUUAAAGAUACAGUUCUUGAGGCUUCUUCAGAGCUUUAGCGAUCACCAUGAGAACAAGUAUCUCCUUUUAAACAGCCAAGAACUUAAUGAGUUGAGUGCGAUCUCCCAUAAAGCCAACAUCCCUGAAGUUGAUGCAGUUGUCAACACAGACAGGAGUCUUGUGUGUGAUGGGAAGAGAGGUUUGUUGACCAGGCUGCUUCAGGUCAUGAAGAAGGAACCAGCUGAAUCCUCUUUCAGGUUUUGGCAAGCAAGGGCAGUUGAAAGUUUUCUGCGAGGCACCACCUCCUAUGCAGACCAGAUGUUCCUGCUAAAGAGAGGACUCCUUGAGCAUAUUCUCUACUGCAUUGUUGAUAGUGAGUGCAAAUCACGAGAUGUGCUUCAGAGUUACUUUGACCUUCUGGGAGAGCUGAUGAAAUUCAAUAUUGACGCAUUCAAGAGGUUCAACAAGUACAUCAACACAGAUGAGAAGUUCCAGAUAUUUUUAAAUCAGAUCAACAGUUCCUUAGUUGACUCAAACAUGCUUGUUCGCUGCAUUACGCUGUCACUGGACCGGUUUGAGAAUCAGUCUGAUGCUAAAGUUGCAGAAGUCCUGUCAGAGUGCCGCCUGUUAUCAUAUAUGUCCCAGAUGUCCAUGAGAAUGUCUUUUCUUUUCCGUCUCAUUAAUAUUAUUCAUGUACAGACACUUACGCAGGAAAACGUCAGUUGUUUGAACACAAGUUUAGUUAUCCUAAUGCUGGCCCGAAGGAAAGAAAAGCUACCUUUUUAUCUGCGCACUUUGCAACAAAUGGAGUAUACAGAAAAAUACCCAGGCUUCAUCUUGAACAAUUUCCACAGCCUCCUGCGAUUCUGGCAACAGCAUUACCUCAACAAGGAUAAAGACAGUACCUGCUUAGAAAAUAGCUCAUGUAUUAGUUUUACCUACUGGAAAGAGACUGUAUCUAUACUGCUCAGUCCAGACCGGACAUCUCCCUGUGCCAUAGUUAGCUACAUCGACGAGGCAUAUAUGGACAUUGACAGAGACUUUUCUGAAGAGUAAUUCUUCGCUCUGGCUUCUGACGGACAGCGCUCGGAGGGUACCUCGCAGCCCGUGGAUUUUCAGGGAUACGCUGUGUAAUGUGUGUGUGCGUGUGCGGCUUGGAACCGUGGAGCGUUACUGCAUUGUCAAAACCCCAGCCCCCUCCCGGUCCCCAUCUCUGAUCUCUUAACGGAUGAGACUUGGAAAGCUCUCUGGGCAACACAUUCAGGGAUGUACCUUACAGUUGUUCUGGGAUAAAAAUAUACACCUGCAAAAACCAGCCUCUCUAUUCUUUUUUUCUCUCUCCCAAUCCAGUGUGGCUGGGCAGGGAUAUUUUUUGUGGACAGAUGAGGAUACUCUGUACGUGCCAAUUGAGUUGUGGUUGUCAUUCCUGGCUACCAGAAUUAGCAAGUCAAAAAGCACAGAAAUUGCCCUCCAAAUAUGAGGUCCAAAGAGCCGAUCUGCUGGGAUCUCACCACACCAGCUGUGAGCAGAGCUCCCGCAAGGUGGAACUCUUCUGUUGGGAUUUGGAAUCAGGGGUUUGGGGUUGGAUAGAGUGCGAGUGUGUGUGUGUGUGUGUGUGUGCGUGCGUGCGUGUGCUUUUAAUUCCUGAGAGCCCUAGCUCCAGUCACCUCUUUACCAUCUACUUUUGGAUCAUUUGGUACUAAAUCUAUCUGUGCAUUAGGAGAGAACCUCCGCUCCUGCUGUCUUUCCUGCAGAUCCUUCCCGUUUAAAGGCAUUUUACAAUGCUGAGGAGAACAGAGACGUUUCAGCAGUGAUGAAAUUGCAACAAGGGUUGGCUUUUUCAUGGAGCACUAGCAUUAAAAUGUACUAAUUUUUUAAACUUGCGGCUUGUCCCUUCUUGGGUAACUAAUCUGGUUUUACAAUCCUUUUCAGGACCUUUGCUCUCUGCUAACCUGCUGUGCCUGGAAGCCUUACGUCAGUCUCUGCUUUUAGUCCUUAAUACACGUUAAUCUUGAGGUGCAGUAUUUGCUGGAGAUGGCAGUUUUUUUCUUGGAUCUAUUUUAAUCAGAAUGUGGUAAAUGCUGGGUAUAAACAUUCCUGGUUGAAAAUAGCUUCCUAGGCUAUGUUGGAAAAAGGGCAGUUGGGUUUUGGCAGUCCUGGACUCCAGGCCUGCACAUGCCCUACCUGCUUAAGCUUAAUUGUUGCUCCAGAACAGUCAGGUUCCCAGGGAUGAAAUGCAGCUUGAACUCCUGAGUAAGUGCAUUUUAAUCAGAACGCUAAAAGAAACCAGUUUUCUUUGAAACAUGGAUUUAAUGAUUUUUAAAUUUCCUGCUUUUAUUUGAUGAGAUGAGUUGACUUCAGCUCUGUCCAGGCUCUGGAGAGGGACCAGGGGGCGAGGGUGGCCUAGAGCUGUGUGGUGUUUUGUCUCUAAUCUUUGCCAGCAGAAUGAAACCCACUUGGAGGAUCCCUAUUGUGGGGCCUGGAUGAGUGGAUGAGGCUUCCAGCCCCAGGUGCAGGACUUGCUCUCUAAAAGUCACCCUUCUCUUGCUUAUCUCACACCUCGGUGUCCUGCUGGGGACUUGCAGCCAGUACUUUGCUUCCAUGGUGGUGAACGCUGCUGAACUUGUGCAUAAACUGGGAGCCUUUUGGGAGCUCGUUGGGCUCAGCUUGUCCCUCCCUGGGGGCUGAAUCCCCUGGGCAGGCUCCCCUGCUCGCACCCCUUGUGUUAGGGAGCUCCUUCUUGCGUUGGUUGCACCUCUGUUCUUCACCAAAUCCCUCCCAUCCUGUCCCCCCUCCCUCCUUUCAGCUUCUUUCUUUCACAUCUGUACUUUUUUUUGUUCUUGGGUAUUUGUGGUUUUGGUGUAUCUUUGCUUCUUCUUAACUGUAAUAGAUGUACACUUCAAAUAAAUGCUUCGAAUUAAAAGGCUUUUAAGUUAAGGGAUGCCUUUUCCACAGUCCAGUUAAUUGGUGCAUCCAGUGAUUGCUGCUAUAAACCCGCAGUCUCAUCUCCACCGCUGUGUUUACGGAACGGACAGUUGGGGCGAGGCUGCCUCUGCCCUGGCUGAGCUGGAAUCACCCCCGCCUGCUUUUGGGUGGCUUUUGGGUCCUCGCUUGCUAGAGCCGGCUUGGCUUUGCGUUCUCCUUCGGGCUGAGGCGCAGGGAAGGAACCCGCAGCAGCUCCUCCCGCCAGGGAGCUUUCUGGGGGAAGGAGGGUGAGUGUGCAGGGAGGGGGCAAAUUUGAACUGGGGCUGUGGUUUUGUGGGCUCAUCUGUCCAUGCCAGAUGCCUCAAGAGUCUUAAUUUUGAGAGGGACCAGACAGCUCUGUCCUUCAUCCUUGUUUUGUCUUAUUUAUGGAGAGCACUGGGAGGAAGCGUCCUGCGUGGUGCUAGGGGAGAGCUCGGCGGAGGCUGCGGCAGCCUGGCAGAGGGGGAGGUGGGACAAAUGCUCUGGAAGUCUGCACUGUCCCUAUGGAUUGCUGAGGUUUGUGCUGCCCGGAUUAAUGCCAAUUUACUAACUGCAAAUAAACAUAUUAAAUGGAAACU